AUGCGACGGCUGAGACCACAAGAGUCGCGCCGCCACCAUGGUAACCAAACUGUGACGGUGGUCACUUUGGGGAUUCUUUUAAUGAUCGUUGUUGGGAUUCGAAACAGAGACAACAUCGAUGAUGGUUUGGCAUUGCUCAGUCUUCAGGCAGCUUCUGCUUCUACUUCGCGAUCAUUGCGCGUCGAUUCGAUACCGCAUCUACAGGAACAGCAGCAAUCAGAGCAAGCUACACAGCAACAAGUUUCAGCGCCAAUGCAGCCAGCGGCGACGCCAGCAGCAUCCGUUUCAUCAGUAGCGUCUGUUUCAUUAGCAAGCAAACCCACUCAACCAAUUUCUUUUGAUCCAUCCACUAAAAGUCUGCAUCCAAAAUGGAAACUUUGGAAUGAAAUGAAUCAAGAACAGCAAAAGCAAGCAAUCCAGGACAUUGCACCAUACUUGAAAAAGUAUGGUCGAAUGAUCCAUUUAAAAGCCUUCAAGCUGCAUAUCCCACAAGACAAAGUCUGUGAGCUGUUUGUUCCUGGAUCAGACCAUCGUCUCUGUGGCCCAGCACCACCCAAGCCUUGCACAUUCAUGUCCUUUGGAAUCAACAAUGAUCCCAGCUAUGACAUCAAACUGGCUGAUACCUGGGGAUGCCGUGGCUUUGCAGCUGAUCCAACUAUUGUACAUCCCUCCAAGUUGCAUCCUUUGGUGACCUUCCAUAACUUUGGCCUCACAACCCUAAGGCCUAAUGAAGAAAAACUGGUUAGACCUGAAGAGGAGUGGUGGUACACUUCAAUGCCAGCAUUGAGAAAGUUCCUCAAACUGGAUUAUGUGGACAUUAUGAAAAUUGAUUGUGAGGGAUGUGAAGUGGCCUUAGCCAGGGACAUUUUGGCUGAAGAUCCAACCUUCUUUGAACACAUUGGUCAGUUGACCAUUGAAACCCAUGUCACCAAGGCCUGGAUUGAAACUUAUGAGGAACUGUACUACUUUGGCUUGCAGUUCCCACUUUUGGAAGAAGCUGGCUUUGUCAUGGUGACCUCCAUGGUAUUUGGUUGUAAUGUGAAGCAUGAAAGAUAUGGUUGCAUGCCAGAGCUUCGUGAUUGGGGCUUUGCUUGUGGCCUUGGCCCAGCCAAGAAGGUUGCCAGGAGCUGUCAUGACUUUUUGUGGGUCAAGAAGGAAAAGGCCUACAAGUACACAAAUGCAUCUGGCUAG
This is a messenger RNA of Seminavis robusta, 1191 nucleotides long. The record is from the annotation of a GenBank genome assembly. NCBI's taxonomy places the organism in Eukaryota, Bacillariophyta, Bacillariophyceae, Naviculales, Naviculaceae.